UAUAAAGAGCGGCGGGACAGACGGGACCCCUCCUCGCCGCUGCCAUGGCAUCGCUGCACUUCGGGGAGCCCCCGGCGGAGCCGCCCGCCUUCCCCUCGGGCAGGUGGGCAGGGGGCGGCGGGCCCGGCCCGGCCUCGCCCGCCCUGAGGGCGCUUCCCCCGGCGGAGCCUUCCGAGGGGGCGCCGGCGGCCUCGCAGCGUCGGAAGCGGACCAGCUUCACGGCGGCGCAGCUGGAGACGCUGGARCUGGUUUUCCAGGACACCAUGUACCCCGACAUCUACCUGCGGGAGAAACUGGCCGACGCCACGCAGAUCCCCGAGUCGCGCAUCCAGGUCUGGUUCCAGAACCGCCGCGCCAAGUCCCGCCGCCAGCGGGGUCCGCCCCGCCUCGGCCCCGCUGCGCCGCCGUCGCCGGGCUGCCCGCGGCCGCCCCGCUUCGCCGCCCUGCGCGCCCCGGAGCGGCCCCGCUGCGCCCUCUCCGGGGUGGCCCGGACGGAGGAGGGCUCGGCCCCUUACGCGUGGCCGCCGGCCGCCGGUUUCCCCGCCGGYCCCGGCUUCGAGGGCUUCCCACCCGCCCAGCCUGGCGGGGCCGAGCCCGCCCCGUUCGCGGGGAGCGCCGCCGGCCCCUUCCCGCCGGCCCGCGCCUUCUGCGGGCAGUACUCGCCUGUGUCGGACGCCGAGGACACCAGCGGCUACUCGGAGUCGGGCUCGGAGUGGGAGGAGAACGCGCUCGGUGCCUUCCGCGCCCUCUGAGCGCCGCCGCGGCGGGACGCGGCCCGGGCAGGGGACAGGUURAAGGCGCAUCCCCGGCCGCCCUG
This is a messenger RNA of Malurus melanocephalus (red-backed fairy wren), 817 nucleotides long. It is a transcript of the gene MIXL1, whose product is annotated as Mix paired-like homeobox. Bases 45 to 752 code for a protein of 235 amino acids. Gene Ontology annotation, molecular function: DNA-binding transcription activator activity, RNA polymerase II-specific; RNA polymerase II cis-regulatory region sequence-specific DNA binding. The record is from RefSeq and is a predicted model, not a curated record. Lineage: Eukaryota; Metazoa; Chordata; Aves; Passeriformes; Maluridae. The transcript has 2 exons. Gene Ontology annotation, biological process: endoderm formation; hematopoietic progenitor cell differentiation; endoderm development.